AUGAAGUUUGGAAACAACUUGGCAUACUUGUCUAUUCCAGAAUGGAGGGGGCAUAACCUUGACUAUAAUGAGCUAAAGAGCGAAAUAAGGGAAGUUACGCGGCUAAAAGAGGAUAACUUGAGGCCAUUAUAUUCGAUGUUUAUGAGAAAUUUUGAAUAUGUCAACCUUUUCAUAGCUACUAAGUAUGGUGAGUUAAACAGGAAGCUAGAUUUUUACGAAAGCUCCCUUGAAUAUAUCAAUAUCUCAUCUUCUUUAUCGACAGAGGAAAAACGGGCAAAGAUUGAUGAAAUACUUUACCACGUAUUGGAUAUUGCUAUGAACUUAAAGAAUUUGUCUAAGUUCAUUUUAAUUCAGAAGAUUGCAUGCCUGAAAAUUUUCAAGAAGUUCGUCAAAUACUAUUAUUGUGAGAAUAAAGCGAAGAAGUUUAUAAUAAAACUAAAACAGCAGUUGCAAGCGAAUGAGUAUUCUUUUGUCAAUUUCGACCUUUCUGGUGUCACUUUAAAAGUAACGAGCUUUAUAGGUUUGUUAAAGCACUUGCUGAAGAAUGUAGAAGAUAUUGUUCCAAGAAAGCCGUUGCGCAGUUAUCCAUCGAGUAUAGCUUUGUCGUCCCAACUUCUGAGCAAUUUUCCAUCGCACAAUGCCCAUGAACAACAAAUUCCGCCCACAGAAUCAUCAAAGUUUGAUCUAACAACUUUCUUGAAGAAAAACUUUUGUUUAGAUUUUUUGACCCUUGACGAUUCCAAUAGCUUAAACGAAAUAAUUUUGAAUUUGAAUGUGGUCAUGGGCCUCGAAAGUUACAAUUCCGAUACACCUACUAUGGUUUCUUUCAUCUAUUUACAAAAUGACAAUUUAGUCGGUGAUCCUUCUUAUAUCUUGUCGCAAGAAAAUGAGUCUUUUUCAACUUUGAUUGCAUAUGUUGGAGGUUUGAGGAAAUACUCGUAUUGUGUGUUGCCAAAUAGCUUCAUCCAGGUUUUCUUAAAUUAUAUGGGAGAAGAAGAUGAGGAAGCUUCAAGAGCUCUUAAAACAGAGUUGAAGACUUAUUUCGAGAAAAAUAAGGUAACCUUUUUGACCAAGACUACAAUCGAUACAAUUUUGCUGAAGAAGAAAGUGCCUAAGCUUAAGUUAGUUUGUAAAAGAACGAGAUACUUAUUAAAAAAGGAAGUUGACGAAAGUGAUGGUCAAAGUCACAGGUCAUUGAAUAGUGAGACUUCUUCCGUCAAGAGAAAUUAUCAGGAUGACUAUUUGGCCACAUUAGAUAGUGCCAUCUAUACUACAGAUGAUAUGAAAAAGGUCUCUUCCUUAGAUUUUGAAGUUGAUCAUUAUGAUAAGUUUCCAUAUAAUCAUUUAACAGUAUAUUCAAACGAUUCAAACUUAUCAAACUUUAUUCAAAACUUGGAUACUAAACUUGAAAAUUCGCAUUUGACAAGCACUUAUUCAAACAGUUUAUUGAGAAAAUUACCUCCUAAAAUUCAAGGGUUAAUAAGAAAUGAUAGAUCCUUCAAUUUAUUUAAAAAUAUGCAUUUCUAUCACUACAUGUCAACGUGUUAUUUCAACAUGAUACCUCCAGACAAUUAUAUUAAUAACCAUUAUUCAUUUUUGUUGAACCUUAAUUUAUUUAAGAAUUUUGAGAAUGUGACUUGCUCUAAUACUCAAAAAGGCAUCGAAGAUGCUAUGAUGAAGCCAAAAUUGAACCAAUUUUCACAGGACUCAAAGUUGAACUCCAUUCGUAGUAAUGAUUCUAGCAAUAACAACUCAAUUUUCACCUCAAAGAGCCACAGUAAUGCUGACCUUAAUUCAGAACAAGAUACAAAUGAUAUUAAUUGGUCUCUGGAAGAGCAAUACCUCAUGGAGUUACAAAAUGCGUCAUUAACGACGAAUUCUAAGUUUGGUAACUUAAUGUCUCAAUUUAUCAAGUUCAAAGGAAAGUUAUCAUCACCAAAGGAACAUACACCGUUGGUCGAUGACAUAGAAAAUAAUUAUGAUUCAAUGAACGAAGAAAUCUUAUACUAUCCUCGAAGAAAAUAUGAGGAUAGUGUCAAUAUACAAUAUGAGAGGUACUACGAUAGUACGCUCUCUUAUGCAUACUUGUCGUUACUUUGGAUAUCGCUUUUUAUAUCAGGCGUAGAAUCGGGUAUCAUUUACACUAUCACUAAGGUAGAGGAGAAGAAUGCUGGUUUCUCUCUCCGAAAGAGCAUAUGGUUAAUUAUGAUUUUAAUAAUUGGUCUUUUGUCGUCGUUAUUUUUCAGUUUGGUUAGCAUUAAUCUCAAUUUUCAAAGGUUCACUCCUGCGCCUACAUCUCAUUCAGUUGUCAUAUGGACUGGUUUUUUUGUGGUCUGUACCUGUUCUGUGUGGUCAGCUAUCGUACUAUUACAAAUGUGA
This is a messenger RNA of Priceomyces carsonii, 2379 nucleotides long. RefSeq lists its product as uncharacterized. Bases 1 to 2379 code for a protein of 792 amino acids. Lineage: Eukaryota; Fungi; Ascomycota; Pichiomycetes; Serinales; Debaryomycetaceae. The record is from RefSeq and is a predicted model, not a curated record. The transcript has a single exon.